Clunio marinus is the source of this 2035-nucleotide messenger RNA. Lineage: Eukaryota; Metazoa; Arthropoda; Insecta; Diptera; Chironomidae. The record is from the annotation of a GenBank genome assembly.
CUAAAAGUACAAACACUUGUAAUUUAUUUAAGUCUUACACUUGUGAUAAAGAAUAGUUUGAUAAAAAGUGGAAAAGUUCAUAAUCAACCAAGAAGUUGUUCACGACAGUUAUUAUUGCUGGUUCAAGGAAAACGUGUUUGUAAUAAUUACACACAAAUAAUAAAGUUGUUAAUAAAGUGAACACAAAUAACAUUCAAAUGAAUUAUGAUGAAAUUCUUCCACAUUUAUCGCGUGGUAAUUUUGGAAAAUAUCAGAAGAGAGUUUACAUCUUGUUAUGCAUUCCGGCUUUAGUGACAGCUUUUCAUUUAUUGGGCGGAGUGUUUCUUGUUAAUCUUCCGGAUCAUCGAUGCAAGUUAGAUGGAGAAUUGUCAAAUUCAUCUUUUCAUUUACCUGCUGAUGUUUGGAAUUCUUCAUUUCCAUUUGAUAAAGAGAAAAAAGCUUAUUCGAAGUGUGAAUAUUUUAGUUCAGAUUCAAAUGAAUCUGUGAAAUGUUCCGAGUUCAUUUGGGAUUCAUCGAAAGUGAAAUCGUCAGCUGUUAAAUCAUUUUCAUUAGUUUGUGAUAAAAAUGUUCUGAGAGCUUCAGCUGACUCGAUGUUAAUGCUGGGAUUGCUUUUUGGAAGUUACAUUUUUGGUGAUUUAUCUGAUAAAUAUGGAAGACGACCGACUUUAAUUCUGGCGUUUCUGGUGCAAGAAGUUUUCGGAUUUCUUGCUGCCAUAUCACCAGAAUUCUUUUCUUUUGCGAUUUGUCGAAUGUUUGUUGGAGGGGCUACGAGUGGCAUUUAUCUUGUUGGAUAUUGCAUUUGCCUCGAAAUGGUUGAUAAAGAAUCUCGACUCAAUGCUGGAACUUACAUCAUGAUGUCAUUUUCUUUUGGUUACGUUGUACUCGGAUUGCUUGCAUAUUUCAUUCAUGACUGGAGAUGGCUUCAAGUGGCUUUGACCUUGCCUGGCAUACUUUUCUUAUCUUAUUGGUGGAUCAUUCCUGAAUCAACUCGAUGGCUUUUAGCAAACAAUCAAAAGGAAAAUGCAAUCGCACAGAUUGAGAAGAUCGCAAGAGUCAACAACUUGACAGUGCCAAGAAGAUUGCUGGAGAAAUUAGAAGCUGAACCUGAGACUUUUGACAGCGGAAAGAAACAUUCAGUGUUCGAUUUAUUUAAGACACCAAAUCUGCGAACCAAAUCAAUUCUCAUAUUUUACAAUUGGUUUGCCAUUUCCGCUUGUUACUAUGGAUUGUCAUGGGGAUCAGGCAGCCUAGUAGGAAAUCAAAUUCUCAACUUUAUUCUCAGUGGUCUCGUGGAAAUUCCUGCUUAUUAUUUUCUGAUCUUGACACUCAAUCGAUGGGGACGAAAAUUAAUUAUGUCAGGCAGCAUGAUUUGUGCUGGUGCAGUUCUUUUACUUUCUCUUUUCAUUCCCGAGACGUGGACUUGGCUGGUUCUAACUUUAUCCAUGUUGGGAAAAAUGAGUAUCACUGCAAGUUUUGGCACAGUUUAUUUGUUCUCCACUGAACAGUUCCCGACAGUCAUCAGAAAUGCCGCACUUGGAGCUUGCAGCAUGUCGGCAAGAAUCGGAGGGAUUUCGGCUCCAUUUGUUAUUCAUCUGUCGCAAUCAUGGAAACCAGCACCUUUCGUCAUCUUCGGUGUAACUGCAUUCGUUGGCGGAGUUUUUUCAACAUUUUUACCAGAAACUCGUAACAGGGAACUUCCAGAAACACUCGAUGAUGCAGAGCGAAUUUAGGUUUCAUAGUAAAAGUUUAAGCUUAAGAAUCAUUUUGUAAAUUGAUUGAUUCAAAUCUGGGUUUGAUCUUUAGGGUGUUGUUGGUCAGUAUUUUUUAUUUAAUUUCUUUUACUGCGUUUCGUAAUGUUUUUCAUACUUUUAAAACAUAACUUAUGCAAUCUUAUUUUAGUUCUAAUUAACAAGAAUGAAAGUGGUUCGUUAUUUUUAAUUCAAUUUUUUAGUUCUUAUUUGCAAAUAAAAUAAUAAAAUAAUAAAAUAAGAUAGAAAUUAAUAAAUAAAUUUGUAACAUUUGGAAUUUAAAUGAA